Molecule: messenger RNA, 2112 nt
Organism: Venustampulla echinocandica
Lineage: Eukaryota; Fungi; Ascomycota; Leotiomycetes; Helotiales; Pleuroascaceae
Exons: 4
Coding region: 1-2112 (703 amino acids)
Biological process (GO): embryo development; regulation of transcription by RNA polymerase II; anterior/posterior axis specification
Cellular component (GO): nucleus
Molecular function (GO): RNA polymerase II transcription regulatory region sequence-specific DNA binding; DNA-binding transcription factor activity
Source: RefSeq, a predicted model, not a curated record
AUGCUUGUUACACGGCAAUGUGAUACAGGAAGGAAUACUUGGUCUUCUAGCAAGCUCGAGGCGAUAUAUCGAAACGCAGCGUCUCCACGCAUGUCGAACUUUGAGCCACUGACGACGCAGCCGGACUGGCGAGAACAGUACUCAGCGUUUCCCCUUCCAGGACAGAAUGGCCUCCUCCAGCCAUCGUUUGAUCACACAGCAAACCCAAAUGGUUCUGAAAACAACCAGGCGCAACAGCAGAGUGGCUCGAGACCUACACUCGAGCACCGGCAUAGCCUGGGACCCCUUCGCCAAGAGGCUCCGCCAGCGUCUGUCAUAGAGCGGCCAGAAUCCGCACCGGGCGAUAGCGACCAUCCAGCCAAUCCUGCGCGUAACGACUCUUUAGUUUCUACAGAGUCGACAGAAAUUUCACUUGGCUCACUUGGUUCAAAUCCACUAAGCUCUGCAUCAAGCGCCCCAACUCAGCAGCCAACACUGGCGAAUAAUGACGGAGGAGAUGUGCCAGAAGAAAUCAAGGACGAAGAGGAGGAGGAGGACGACGAUGAGAUGAUUGAUGUGGAGGAAGGGGCACCACCACAGACUGCUGCCGAAAGACGAGCUGAGCGAAGAAAGAUGAAGCGAUUUCGUCUCACCCACCAACAAACACGCUUCUUAAUGAGCGAGUUUGCUAAACAGGCGCAUCCUGAUGCGGCUCACCGUGAGCGCCUUUCAAGGGAAAUACCAGGGCUUAGUCCUCGACAAGUCCAAGUGUGGUUCCAAAAUAGACGAGCGAAGAUAAAGCGGUUGACAGCUGAUGACCGAGAGCGCAUGAUGAAGAUGAGAGCCGUACCAGACGACUUCGAUAAUGUGCAGGCCUUGCACUCUCCGUAUGGGGCAGUUCAUGGCAUCGGCACUCCCAUGCAAUCGCCAGUCGAUUAUGUCCCAGGCUAUGCUGACCAUAUGAUGCGGCCCUUGAUGGUUGACACCAUGAGAAGACACGAUCAUCAUGAUGAGCAUAUCUCUCCCAGCGGCCUCAGUCCAGCUUUUGGUCAUGUAGCCUUUGGUGCUAGCGGGUCGAUGAGUACGUCUGAUGCUCUCUCGCCGUUGUCCUUGAAUUCCAGCGACCGGUUUUACCCUGGAAGUCACCUCACCAGUCCAAUGAGCACAGGUCCACGGAGUUCGAAUCCUUUCGACCGGCAGAAUAGCUAUCAAAACAUGUCCCACUCGAGACAGCCGGUUCGACCGUUGCAGCCUCUGCAGCUUCGAGAGACUAUGUCCAGAUCACGAUCCGAAUCGAUCCAGUCUCCUUUAAGAACGAGCAUGUCGUGGAAGGGAGAAACGCUUGACUACACCAACUACCAAUCGGGGCAGCCGAGUCCACAAUUGAGCGGUCGGCAGCAGUCUGUGUAUCAGCCUGAUCAAAUUGGUAACAAUAAUGUCAAUUCGCAUCAGUAUGAUGGCACAGGAUUCUCAAGCGCAAAUAUCCAAAGCUCACCUCCCCACAUGGCAUUUUCGCCGUCGCAUGGCCCCUCGAAUUCAUUAAGUUCCUUACAGCAAUCGAUACCGGCCUCAAUAUCUCGACUGCGAACGUCUUCAGCAGCGUUCCCGCCAGGUCUAGACCUUCGAAACCAGUAUCGGGCGCUUCCACCUCAGCUUAACUCUCCGCAUGGCCCCACAACGACACGAAGUAACUCCUUCAGUGCCUUCACAGGAGGAUACGCAAGCGCGCCGUUGGCAGCACCCGUUGACUUUGCGCUGCCACGGACACCUGCUGAUGGAGGGUCAGGAAGCAGGGAUUUCAAUAUUCCACAGCUAAGCGCGCCGAUGGCGCCACCGCCAGAUUUCUCAGCUGCCUAUAAUUCGAGUCUUAGUCCUGUCAGGCCGCAACAUGGGGAUAGGGAUUUUGGACAUCAGAGUCAGAAUAAUGGGGAUCAUGCUGUCCACACAACGCAAGGGACACAGGGCCAGGGAUCAGGGCAGCCCGGGGGAGAGCCACAACAGCAGCAGCAGCAACAACAGCAACAGCAAGCUAGAAAUAAUGAGGAGGCAUCCUACCUCAGGCCUAUGCAGUACGAGACGGGUCAAAAGCGGAAAAGGAGUUUUACGAUGCCUGGAAGUUUUGAGAGCGCGUAG